CCACUGGUGACGUUCUUGUCACGUGAUCAGAAGCAGCCUUUUGCAGAAGUCCCUCUCUUCCAGGUACCAGCAACCAUCUCCUUAUCUUAUCUCCGUGGAGGAAGGCAGUCUCGAAGCUGAACGACAGAGGGGUGGGGGCAACUGCCCUAUAGCCCGGCAGGUCUUCAGGUCUGUGGCUGUGGGCACCAACCCAUCCAAGAAAAGGAAAGACCUGCAGUAUCAGUGCAGAACAGACAACAGAGAAACAUUGCAACAUGGAAAAGUUCUACAAAGAAAAUGAAGGAAAGCCAGAAAACAAGGAAAGGGCAGAAGAUGAAGGAAGUACAGAAGAGGGAGGAAAUGAAGACAAGUCAGAUGCAGAGGGGAAGCCAGCACACCAGGGGAAGCUAAAGGAGGGAGGGACAGGUGAGCAGGGACAACAGAAAGGUGAAGGGAAGCCAGAAAAGCAGGGAAAGUCUAAAGGGGAAGGCAAGCCUGAUUCCCAGGCAAAGCCAGACAGCGAGGCACAGGCUGCAGAAAAGCGCCCUGCUGAAGAUUAUGUGCCCCGGAAAGCAAAACGAAAAACAGACAGGGAGACAGAUGAUUCUCCCAAGAACUCCCAGGAGGACUUACAGGACAGGCGUGUUAGCUGUGAGGAGAUGGUGAGGGAGUAUGCAGAUGCCACUAGGGCUCAGGAAGAACUGAGGAAAAGGCAGAAAAUCGGUGGUUUUCACUGGGUGCCAAGAGAGGCACAGAAUGCAUUAGUCCCCAGGGGCCAACAGCGGGGAGUCAGGGGAGUCAGGGGAGGAGGCAGGGGACAGAAGGACUUGGAAGAUGCUCCCUUUGUUUAAUGCCUUUGGCCUUUCCUUUUGGUUUCUUUGAUGGGAAAUAUUGCCAGCCCUGCUUUCCUGGCAGGUAUUUGCCGGGCUCUGUGCUUUAACCUUGUGCUGAUAUUUUUCUUUAGGUGUCACUCUUGUUACCAGCAGACAGCACUCUGUCUUUUAGUAAAGGACUUUCACCCAUGUGCAUGGAAGAGAUGUUCAUGGUAUACUGUGAAAUAAUAAAGAUAACACUUUGCAGAACCACA
Meriones unguiculatus (Mongolian gerbil) is the source of this 1066-nucleotide messenger RNA. It is a transcript of the gene Tceal5, whose product is annotated as transcription elongation factor A like 5. The transcript is spliced from 3 exons. Bases 255 to 830 code for a protein of 191 amino acids. The record is from RefSeq and is a predicted model, not a curated record. Lineage: Eukaryota; Metazoa; Chordata; Mammalia; Rodentia; Muridae.